Ooceraea biroi (clonal raider ant) is the source of this 10617-nucleotide messenger RNA. RefSeq names its product rap1 GTPase-activating protein 1. Gene Ontology annotation, molecular function: GTPase activator activity; protein binding. The record is from RefSeq and is a predicted model, not a curated record. Gene Ontology annotation, biological process: regulation of small GTPase mediated signal transduction. Gene Ontology annotation, cellular component: cytoplasm. Lineage: Eukaryota; Metazoa; Arthropoda; Insecta; Hymenoptera; Formicidae.
AGGGAUGAAUGCUAAAUGAUUUUGUUAAUUAUAUCCUAAUGAAGUUAAGAUGAUUACAAUUUUAUUAUUGACGAAAUUACUAAGAAAUCAUAAUGUUUUAUUGAAUUAAGGUUUGCAACAAUUUACUUUUUAAAUCUUUAUACAAAUUAUUUUAAAAUAUUUAUAAACAUUUACUCAAAAAAACAAUUAAUUUUACGCAAAGUACAAGCAGAUUACGGUUACCUAGUAAGGUAUUAUUUUCAACGGCAUAUUUAUCACUCAUGACGCAACGAGAAGUACCAGCAUCUCUUAAGUAGUAAAUAAUUAUAUGGUUCAUCAUACUCGAACCGAAACUCUGAAACGCGUCGCUGAUUCGCGCGACACGGUAAAACGAGACGCACUACGUAGAGAACGAGGCACGGGGGAAUACGCUGCUUCCGGUCCGCCAGGUAAGCGCGCAGGAAGUUGCCGCUUCGAACCGUCGUACUAUGGCCAAACGCUCGGGAAGAUUUUCAGAUUUGCACUCCCUGUGCGGUGACCGUGAAGAUUGUAGAUUUGGUGCGGGUCCUUCCUCUUACAAAAAGUCAUUAUUGUACUCUCUGUGAACCGUGGGUGGAAAAAAUAAGUGGGAAAGCGUCGCAGUUAGCUAUCGCGAGUGAAUAGAAUGAGAGAUAGGAUAGAGAUAGCAUAUCGAUAGCAAUCUCAGAUUUGAAAUUUGAAAUACGUCAGCUUGUGUAAAAUUAAUAUAAGUAGGUCGUCGUUCUGGAAAAUCGAGAAUCGAAUUAUCUUCGAGAUAAGCGUUCUAUUAGAUACAGUGUAUUAAAUUUUUUGUUUGUAUUUAUUUUGGUUUAACAUUGUCACGUAGGUAUAAUUGCGGAAUGAAUCUUUUUUCCAAAUAUGAAUUCGAGGGUCCUGACCUUCGAUUCGUUUUGUAAUGAACUAUUCACCGCGAUUACAUUGGGACGUUGUUAAACAUUCUCAUUGACAGCCGAUUUAAAUUGGCUGCAGCUGCUGCGGCUCAUUAAUACUUAUUAUCUACUGACCGAAUUCUAUUGUAAAAAAAGACCGAUAUCGAUAUCUACCAUUCAUUCAUUUUCGACUAUCAGCUCUUCUCGAGCUUCAGCUGAUCUUCCGCUUGAAGUGAAAGAUUAUCCACGCAUAUUAUUUAUAUACGGUUAUACCAUUGCGCUUCUAAGCAUUAACUAAUUCGUGAACAGUCAUCAUAAUUAGCUCAUUAAUUAACUCAUGAUGUCAGAGUAUAAUAAUUACAUAUUGUAUACAAAGGGAAACAAUUUUCUGGAUGAAUUUCAACGUGACAUUGGAUCCUUCCUCUCACUCUAUUCGAGUGAGAGGAUCUCCAAUUCGAGUCGCUUUAUUUCGAUUCGCACAUCAUUGGCCACGUAUUCCAGUAUCGUUGAUUUGAUUAUGGAUUUUUUCUAUUUGGAGGAAAUAUGUAAUUGACCUAUUUACCUGGUGAGACCUAAUAUUUCGAAGGGCCGCAUAUAUGUAAAUGGCGGAAGGUGUUGGGAGCGAGAGCGUGACGCUGUCGAAUUUUUGGGCGCAGGAAGUUGACUGAAAUAACGAAACAAAGAGGCAUGGACACACAAAGAAACGGGAAGCCUCGUCGACAACGAGGCAAGUCGACCACGAAAGGACAUCCGGUCUCUCUUUCUCUCAUUCUCUCUUCCUCUCUUCGUGGUUCCCUUUAGUCGCCACAAACUUACUGUCUGUUUCCUCUUGGUUUCGCCUUCCGCACCACCUGUCGUUACCAUGCGGAUGCCAGGGGUUCACCCUGCUCUUGGAAGAUACGCGUGCGCGAACUACUUUCGAACUUCAAAGCAUCCACGGUCAUUAUUGCAUAUUAAUUAAUGUUAUCAAUCACCAGAUCGUUAUUCCUUAUUACAAAUCACAUUUUUACAUUAUAAGGAAAAAAGUCUUUAAUGUUUAUUAUAAAUUAUUAAUAUCAGUGAAAGCAGCGUGAGAUUUUCUAAUCAAAUUCAUCUUUCAUAAACUUUCACAAAACAAAUAUGAAAAAUAGCAUAAUCGACUUUUGUCAUGCACAGGAUGCUUAGGAAUAUUCACGUAUUGAUACCUUUAUUUUAAUCUGUAAUUUUGUUUGCAUGUGCGAGCAUAAUAUAACAUCUAUAAAUUUUAUUUUUUAUAAGACUUUAUCGAGAUAAUAUACGCGUUAUCGAAACGAAAACAAUUGAAUAAUGCCAGUGUCGAAAGCGUUUCCACAUUAGUCUAGACACGACGUGCAAACUUACAUGUACACACACAUGCACGCACACACACACAUGGUUUCCAAAUGUAAGCGAUGGAAAGUUCUAUAGCGAUAAGAGUUUCCCUUUCAAAGGUCUUUAAGACUUUAAUGCGGUGCCUAUCGUUAGACCUGUCGAAACUUGAAAAGACUGAAAAGGGGGCCUGCUGAGGAAACGAUCGUAAAAUGCCCAAAUGCUCAACCUGUCCUAAUUGAUUGGGAAUGGCAUGGCGAGAAACAGUGCACUUUACGGAGAAUCGAGUUUACGCGCCUGAUGGCGACCAUGGUAACAUUUGUGAUUCAAUGGUGGGAGUUUUAAGAACGGCUAGACGUUGAGCCGAAGCCGUGAGGGGUGAAGAGGGCACGGUGAGGAUUGUCGGUAGAGAUGGAGGGGUACAACGCAGGGACGGAUGUAAAAUGGGAGAAGAGCGUUGCAACAUUUGUCAUCUUUCUCUUUGCUUUCGGUUACACUGGAAAAUCAUUAUAUUAAAUAAAAACUAAAAAUAAAUGUGUGUGUAUGAAAACUAUAUAACACGUGACAGAAAGUUCGACUUAUUGUUCCAAGCGCAUCUUUUGGUCAGAGCUGGUGAUUAAUGAUUUAUAGUCAAAAAGAUAACGAUUUAUCUACAUUAAUCAUGAUUUGCAACUUUCUACGAAUAAUUCACAAGUAUGCCAGAAAAUCAGUUGAAACGCGAAACUUUACCGUCUAAAACUGCUUUUAAUUUAUCUUUCGGAGGGACUUACUUUCAACAACGUGUUCACGCACGCUUUUAUUUCGAAACAUGUUUCCUAAAACUUCCAAAAACUUCUUUUUUGAUGGAAGUACAGUAUGUACAGCUACGGACGCAAACAUAGUGACGUUUCUCUAACUCGGUAAACAAGAAAGACGCGUUUGCUCCAGUUUUAUCCCAAAGUUGACGGCGUUCUCCAGCGUCGAAAUUCUUCGUACGUCACUGCCGAGACGGUGAACGCGUUCACCGCAACGCUCCGCCGAACGUGCGCUCAGUCGCGUCUCUGCAUUCAUGGCAUGAGGUCACGUGGGGCCGUCCGAGCGCCGCCCCGUCUCGUGCGUCGUCCAGUAUCCGUCGCGCUGCAGCGUGCAGUUGUUCGCGCGCUUCGCAGCGCGUAGGACGUCCGUUCACGGUCCCUCCGCGACCGCCGCGCGUUUCCUCGCGAUCUCCCACGACCGCUAAACUUUCUAUUACGACCUCGCUCGGUGAACGCCGCCUCGUUUGUCGGCGACACGACGUUCACUCGAAGGCAGCCGAAGGUGAAGAGGGAUAAAGGGAACGUUGCAUCCCGCGCAUUUCGGGAGUGCGGAAUUCAGCGCGGCUCGAAUCGCAGGAUGACAAGUAAACGCGAUCGGCGACGUCGCCGUCGCCGAGGAUCACCGCCGGGUAGCUGUGUCCGGAUUUAGGUCCAAUCGGGCGCUUUGGUUCCGCGCUCUUUUGCGGGACUGUGCACCAUUUCUUACGGGGAACCGUGCGGCAGCGAAUACCGUGUCGAAGGAGAAACUCUAUCCUACAUCUUGGAGAUAACUUCGCAAGUUUUGGAGUCGUAGCAGGGUACGACCUCGCUCGUGUCCAGGAAACGCAUCCUUCGUAACGUUGCACGUUUUUUAUUUCAUGCGUGGGAUAUUUCUUCCGCGUAUUAAAGUUCAUCAGGAUAUCGCCAACCCCCGAGACUAGACUGGCCGGUAAAAUUGCAGCUCGGACGUAACACCCCAGACCGAGUCCGCCCAUGUAACACGUCUAAGCGAGCGACAACGUGCACGCCGCGAGAUAGAAAGUAAAUUCUGUCCGUUUGAAGCUCGCGCGACGGGGUUUGCGAGUUCCCGACGAUUCUCGACUCGGUGGAACUCUCUCGCCGCCGAACCGAGCGGAUCGGGAGCGUGGAGCGUGUACCACCGCGGGCGAAGGCAAGUUAGUGGCGCUCGUCACGAACGCGUGCGUUGGAGUUGAAGUCGGAGCGAUCGAAUCGAUCUAGAGGAGUGGUCAUUAAACAACUUUUUAUAUCACGACCGCGGUUAUGAUGGGGGUAUUGAGAUGGAGGCACGAUCUCAGAUCGGAGGCCGCGCAGCAGCAGCAGGAACAGCAACAGAGAGCCGGCGCUGACCGAUCCGCCGGACACAACAGUCACACGCACACCCACACUUUCCCGAAGCUGCUGUCGCAGACGCCCAGAGAUGACAGGACAACGUCGAGUCCCGGUGGUGCAACCAGCAAUCACACCCCAGCGCUGUCGCCAUCGCCGGUGGGUGAUGCACCCUUGGGUAAAGCUCUCAUGGAGGCGGCUCUGCAGCAGCAGACCGCGACUGGCGUCCAGCCACCCUUAGUGGUCACGCCGACUGGAUACUGGGUCGACGGUACCGAUCAUCGACAUACCCUCGACUCGGCUGGCAGAGCAUUGCUGCCAGCACAGCCGGCCUGGCAGCCUAGGAUAGACCAGGACGACACGGCCAAGUGUUAUCGUCGCUUCUUCGUCGGCAGGGAGCACGUGAACCUCGUGGGAAGGGACGGUGAGAACGGCCCGGUCCUGGUCUCGGUGAAGGCCGAGACGGUUGCCGGACAGGAACACUGGCGGGUAUUGCUACGGCUACGAGCAGGAUCGACUCACGAUUUGGUCCCGACCACAAAUCUCAGUUCAAAUCCUACACCGUCAAAGAUGGUCAAGGCGAUCAACGAGUCCCUCAACGUGAGUCCUCUAACGCCCGUCAUGUGUCCCGGUGCUGGUACAUUGAUAGCUCGAUACGACGAGCACGCACUCGUCUCCAGAUUCAAGUUCGGCGUAUUGCAUCAACGGGCUGGUCAAGUGACUGAAGAACAGCUUUUCGGUAACCGACAGAUCACGCCAGCUUUCCAGGAGUUCCUCGACUUGCUCGGUCAAAAAAUCGACCUCAAAGAUCACAAAGGGUAUCGUGGCGGUUUGGAUACUCGGCACGGUCAAACCGGCGAUUCGGCGGUGUACGAGGUAUUUCGGGGUCGAGAGGUGCUCUUCCAUGUGGCCUCGUUGUUGCCAUAUAGUCCGGGCGACUCGCAGCAAUUGCAACGCAAACGGCAUAUCGGCAACGACAUCGUCGCCAUUAUAUUUCAGGAGGAACCGACACCCUUCAGCCCGGACAUGAUCGCCAGCCACUUCUUGCACGCCUUCAUCGUCGUGCAAGUCAUCGACCCCUGCACUCCUAAUACGAGGUACAAAGUCAGCGUGACGGCGCGCGAUGACGUUCCUUGGUUUGGACCGACCUUGCCAACACCGGCCGUCUUCCUCAGAGGUGUCGAGUUCAAAGAGUUCCUGCUCACGAAGCUCGUGAAUGCUGAAAACGCCGCUUACAAGGCUGAUAAAUUUUCCAAGUUGGAGCUGCGGACUAGAUCAGCUUUGCUAGAAUCACUCACGGAGGAAUUGCAGACAAAAACAGCCGAGUUCCUCGGCGGUUCAAUUGUUCUGGGAAAUUCCGGUUUGAACGUUUGCCCAGUGAGUCCGACCACGAGCGACGUGUCCGCUUCGGGGAGCAGCGGUAGUGGCUCGCGGUUCAUCGAUACCGUGCGCAAGGCACUGAUCUCGCGCGUAAGGAACGCGUCGACUGAAAGUGUGCCGCAGCAACUGGCCAAAAAGGGUCAACAGUCGGAGCCCAGUCCACCGAGCAAUCGGCAAUCGACUACCGUGAAGGUGAGCGGCGGAAAGCGUUCCGUGGAACCGUCUAGUCCUCUUGGCUCGCCGGAUCUUACCUUGAGGAGGGACUCGGAGCGCGGCAGUCUCGGCAGUCAAGACAGCAGCCUGUCGAAUACUGACAAUCAAGAUAGCAGCCUGGCUACGUUGCAACAGGACGAGUACGAUCGCAGGGAACCGCAGGGUGCGAGCGUCGUCUGUCUCGACAACGACACCACCGUUGUCGACAAAACCCCAGCGCUGCCGACAGCGCCGGCAGCGGUUCAACGAUUAACGCACGAAAAUCUGCGCACGCAAGAGAAGACGACGACGACGACGACGACGACGACGGAGGUAACGCAACGAGUGAUCUCGGAGAGCGACGACAGCUCGCUCAACAGCGAGCUCGAGCUCGACCAGGCCGUAUACCCCGACAGUGACACGGGCCUCGAAUCUAUGAGUUCCGCGGAGACUCACGACACCACCAGGUGUCCAGGCAAGGACGGUGUCGUGGAGAACGAGACUCUGAGGAUGGAGGUCACCAGACUCAAAUGCGACAAACUGGAUUUGCUGCGGCAGAAUGUGACAUGCCAACGUGAAUUGAAACGUCGUCGUGAGAAGGAACUGCAGUUGGAAUCCGACCUGGCGGCAGCAUCCAAGGAGAUCCUACGGUUACGGGCGAUGCUGAAGGAGUGCUCGACGAGCAUUCCGCUAGACAACAACAAUCAACAGACGUCCACCGUAUAAAGUUUACGGGCGAGUGCAUGCUCUUAAUUAAGUGUGAUGCAAAUCACACAAGCCGCUAUUUGCGAGAUAUUAAAAGAUCGAUACUGACGAAAACUGCGUGCGAAAUUCACACGCAAGCUAUUUUGUCUCUUUAUUUUUUCGCGCGACAGAUUUGAGAUUAAAAAUGCCGAUAUAUAACGACGUUUAAAAAAUGCGCUAAGAACAUUUAAAGACGAAAGAUUAGACGCUGGACAAGUCUCUCAAUACUUAAACACUACGUACCUUCCAUUCAUCAGGAAUCGUGUGUCACUUCCAAAGGUCUACCAUUAGCAAUCCGUAAGAGCGGUUAGCUGUACGAUUUGCAAUUUAGAUGCUUUAGAAGAUGCGAAGAUUGGUCAAUCGAAUUGAGCUUUCUCUCUUAGGUGGAGAUCGGUACAAGUUGUGUAAGUCAUACGCGUUAGUUUAGGAUAUUAGUGCAGGAUCCUGCGAAGUCCUGUAUAAUCAGAGACCGAAGCAUCUUAGAGACUCUUGCAGUGUAGGCUCGAAAUUUGUUAGAGUUCUUGUUUGACUUAUGACACAUAAUAUAUUUAUCUCUAUUAAUUUAUUAGUAGACCUAAGUUGACCAGUCGUAGUCAAUAUACAAUAUAUAUAUAUAUAUAUAUAUAUAUAAUGGACGUAAAAAAAAGCAGUAGGGAUAUGUGUAAUGUUAGCCGUUUUAGAACGAGACACACAGAUUCAGCAUUGAAAAAGACGAAAAUUAUCUGUAUCUGUGUACUGAUUACGUGUUAGAGAGCUAAUAUAUUAACUCGGCUUCUUUCCGUAGCACGAAUUAUCCGCCGCGAUUGGGCAAAACUUCCGAAUUUUCACCACGCGAUCUUCCGAGGCAAAGAGAUCUCGCAAUUGUAGCAGAAGUAUGUAUCUAAAUACUAGCUGCAGUAUUUAUCACGAUAUAGAUUUUCACGCAACACGCAUCCGUUUAACUCUAGUUCUCUAGUUAUUAGACACCAGAUUAGUUUUAGAAGGUACUUCUAUAUAAUUCACCUGUCUUCGUUAGUUAUCACCACCGCGUAUUAAUUUCAGCGAAGACUGGUGUCUAACCGUUUUUAGCCGGAUCACGCACAGCACCAAAUUUAAAUUAAAACGUACGCAUUAUUUACUUUAUCGAUAAGUCUUGCACACACAAACAACAAGUAUCGUUUAUCGUUCACCGCUUAAGUUUAAGUAUUUUGUAUUCGUUCCCGGUUGACGAAUAUUCUGUUAUCUUUUAUGACUCUAGUAUUAAUACGACUCUUACCAUUAUUAUUAUUAUAUUAUCAUUAUGAUUAUUAUUAGUCCUUUUAUUAACAUUUGAUUACGUUGUACUUUGUAUGAUCUUUGUAAAUAAUACCGUUAAUGUAGAGAAACACUCGAAGGCGCUAAGCGAACUGGCACAAAGAGGAGGAACAACGACGUUCACUCACACAUAAUACCAAAGUUUAAUGUAGUAAAAUUCAUAAUUUUUUCUUUUUAUUUUCCUCGUUCCUCUUAUUCUCCCGUUUUCCUUUCGCAUGUGUUCUCCUCGCGAAUUAAGUAGUACAUUAUCGUUGGAGACGCCUCGGCUUAGAGAUAAGUACAAGUUCGUUCCGUCUAGCGUGAAAUAAAAUCGAAGGUUCGUUUAUAGAAGUACUUCCGCUGAAACACUACUGUUUGUCACUGCCUAUAUAAUGUCACACUUCGAUAUAAUAUUUCUCCUUCAAUUUUACUACGUAAAAUUUGCUUUACUGCUUAUGUAAUAUGAUUGAUGAUUAUACAUAUAUAUACACACACUCCAGUAUUGAAAAACACGAUGUCCGAUAUGCUGCAGCUAUAGUAUCGAUAAUUCAAGCAUUGGUUCUGCGUACAAAAUUUAAAAAAUACUUUUAUAAAAAUAAAAGAAAAGUACGGGAAAUAUUGUUUUCAAUAUUUUUACAAACAUAAUGGUGUGAUGAGAAAACAAUUAUAAUAAUUAAAGAUACUAAGUGCAGUAUUUCAGAUGAAUUUAUACUAUAACAAAACCAGCACUCCAUCUAAAACUGUUGCGGUAUUGUCGAAAAGAUUCGAUGGAAAUUAUACUUUUCAGAACGAAUAUUUUACGCUCUUAUGUUACCUAUUCAUUAAUCGAAAGAAUGACUAUUGUAGCACUAAUUAAAUAAACGUUUCUACCGUAUUUAUUAUACAAAGAUUCGAAAAGGCUUGUGGACAUUUUCCAGUCAUAUUGCGAAAAUUGUUAUUCCGGCGGAAAAAGAAAUUUAAUACGUGAAUGUUUGAAGCACGUUAAAUUGAAAGAAUUUAUAAAAAAUUGCUAUCUUAAUCUAAAGGAAUAUGCGAUCUGUUUCAAUCGAUUGUUGAUGUUAUAUUCGAUAACGAUAAAAUCAAUCGAAUAUUUAUAACGCUGAUUCAAUUGGGCUUGACGAAGAUAAUCCAAGAUAAGCGACAGAUAAGCCAAAGAACACUGGAAAAUCGAUCGACAUGUUGACCGAGCGUCCAAACGAGCGUGCACAUUAUCAGAAGAGUGAUUAAUUAUUACAUGCCGAUAUUAUUAUAUUAGAGAAUAUGUGAUUUGAGUAUUUUCGGAAAUGUCUUAUAUACUACCUACUGUUACUAUUUAAAGGAUUUAUAUUGCGACUUGUAUUUAAUGUUCGUGUACGAAGAAAAUUUUAGAGAGGGAGCUUCCUUAUUUUUACCAAUGUAUAUAACAUCGAGAAUAAUUGCGUUCGAUUACAAAGUAGAGAUCGUUGUCUAACGACUGCGAAGACUUAAGUUUCGCCACUCUCUAGUGUGAUUUUUAUGCUGGCCUUGCAAAGUCAAAGAAAGAUUAUCUAUAUUAUAAUAAAGAGAGAUUCAUUAUAAUAUUACUAGAAGAGAGAGAGAGAGAGAGAAAAAAGAGAAAUGAGAAGAUAGAGAAAAAAAUACUAAGAUAUAUAAAUAUAUUUUGUGUAUCUAUAACACAUUGAUGCUAUGCCACUUCUAUACAACUAACUCAAAUAUUACUAUUCUUCGAUACGUAAAAUAGUAUAUUUCUUACGACGUAACUGACAUGACUACUCGGAUCCAAUUUCUUGGUUUUACAUAUACUACGUCGAGAAUGUUUUGAAUAUAUUUUAUAAAUAAUACUUGCUAAAUUUGAUAAAUAUGUUACCGAUAUACAUCACGCGUCCAUUCUGUCGAUUGCAUAGAUCGCUUCGUUCAGUUGCACGUAGGAACUACAAUCUUUACAUUUACCGUAUUGCGACCUGCAUAGAAAUGUAUGUACACACGUAUGUGGAAAUUGUUAGUACAACUGUUUCUAAUACUUACUACAUUAGAAAUUGCACCCUUCGUAACUAUAUUGCAUUACUUGUUAGUUUUACUUUUUUUAAAUUGGACCAAACGUACAAAUUUUUGGAAAAUUAUUUAAAGUUCAUCGACAUUGUCGAAUCAUUUAACCGCUCUGCCGACCAAUUGGUGCAAAAUGCAACAACAGAAAGAGAACAAUGUUGAUGUAUUAUUUCGCUUACGAAUAAUUAUUAAGAAAUCGAUAUACGAAAUAAGAAAAGGAUUUAUAUUCUUGAAAAUGUUAUUAAAAUUGUAUAAGAUCGUGAAAAAUAUAAAUUAGGCUAAAUAUGCAAAUUGCACCAAUUAUGUAUAGCUUCUAUAGCACCAAUUAUAUUCUGUGAUUAAUAACUUUUUAAAGCACAAUUAUAUACAAAAUACUGAAAUAUGCAUUGAGUAAAUAACAUGAAGUAAAUAAUCUUAGGGUUGUGUGAUGCGAUCCUAUGAAAAAUAUAUUUCGAAUUGAUUAAUAAAAAUUAAGGUCCAAUUGUGAAAUUACGUUAUACAAAGAAUAAAUUAUAAACGCGCAAUGUGCACGAUACUCAGCAAACUACUUUGUCAAUAUAUAAAUAAUCCUCAAAAGCGGAGAGCUCCGAUUAUCGGGGUAGUUAUAUGUAUAUAAGCAUACUCGUAUAAAAUACAGAAAAAGAAAGAAAAUAAAAAACAUAACAAUCUGA